AUCGGCCAUUAAAUUAAUCAGUCAAGUGGCAAACUGCUGACUUUCAAGUAAAACUGCUCUGCUGCUGCUGCUGGCGAAUUUUCUUCUGAAAGAUUGCUCAUCCGUGAAUUUUAAAACUUGGAUCUCGUGGUUCUGUUAGUUGAAAUUCUCGCAAAAAUGAAUAAAAAUCCUCAACGAAGAUCUCCACAACGAAGAUUAUCUUGCGAAGUUGUAAAUUGGCUAAAACAACUGUAUGCGAUCAACCCGUAUCCCGAUCGAUUUCAGAUAGGCGCUAUGGCUCUUCAAUGCAAGAUAGAAUCAUCGCGUGUUCAAAACUGGUUUAGCAACCGACGAACUAGCGAUAGUCGUAGAGGCACCCUUUGUCGCCAAUGUCGAUAUUUCAAAUCUCCAUUGGUUUCAGAAGAACUACAUCGUCUUUAUCCAUUCUCUCGUCAUUGUGUCAUCAUGUUGUCGAUGCCACAAUUUUAUUUCCCUCAAAAUUUGGUUAACGUGACUGGAUUGCCGAUGACGACAGAUCCUCCAAGACCCCCAACUGCCGAAGUGGAUUAUAAUGGAAACAACAAUCCUCAAAUUGGAUCAAAACAUUCCAUUCAAGAUCCCUUCCCUGUUCAGCCAUCUGAAAAUCCGUUUCAAACUUCGAAUUGUCAUUCGCAAAUACCCUACAACCAGAUUACAGAUUCAUGCCAGCAGCAACUGCCACAACUGGAACCGAUAUCGCAUCAGCAACAUGCAAGCCCAAAGGGACAGAAUUUCCGCCAGAGGGACGAACACACGGAGUUAGACAAUGCCUAUGAAGUUGCUAUAAACGAGAUUGGAUCUUAUUCUAGCAAUGCGACAUAUGACGGCCGUCAAACUUGUCCUCCCUGGGCUUGGAGCCAAAGUACCUCAAUAGCUUCACAUAACUGGAUGCAAAAUAGUGCAGCAGCAACUCUUGCUCCUAUAAAGUUGGAAGGACAAGAGUUUGCGCAGCAACAAUGUCCAGAUUUGAACAUUGAGAUCUACGGCGAAGAUUAUUCUGGAAUUGUAUACCCAGAUUAUAUGGACUUUCCAAAUUUUUCCCUUCCGGUGAGCAAUGUUAAUUUGCAAACCUAUUAAAACUAUUGCUUGAUGUUUUUUUACUCAGUUCGUUUAUGCAAGUUUUGAAGUAAUUUUAAAAACUUCGUUCUCGUUUGUUUUACAAGUGCCUUUUAAACUUUAAACCAGAAAUAUGUUUGUGUCCUUGCCGAAAUACUUUAAUGUCUUAAAACCGUUUCUUUAACAUACCAAAUACAUGGUUGUGUACGUUCA
Molecule: messenger RNA, 1287 nt
Organism: Daphnia pulex (common water flea)
Lineage: Eukaryota; Metazoa; Arthropoda; Branchiopoda; Diplostraca; Daphniidae
Exons: 4
Coding region: 157-1095 (312 amino acids)
Biological process (GO): regulation of transcription by RNA polymerase II; cell differentiation
Molecular function (GO): RNA polymerase II cis-regulatory region sequence-specific DNA binding
Source: RefSeq, a predicted model, not a curated record